AUGAAGAGGAUGGGAAAUGGCCAACCUCAAGCUCUUUCAUUGAGGAAAAACUUACCUAAACUCCAGGAACUCAAGGUAGUGGAAGAAACUCCAAGGAAAAGAGGAAAUGAAGAAGAAGGUGGAGAGGAAGAUGAAGUAGAAGGGGUGGCUGAAGAGGAAAAACCCAAGCUCACCAAGAGAAAGAAGCCCUCAUCACUUCAAAAGCUCUCCUACACUCCCUUACACUCCUUCGGUUGUAUGGCCUUCGAUCGCUGCAAAUGGGGAGAGCUGGCUUGUUUAAACAACCAACCCCUCCCCCAAAAUGACCAAAAUGCCCCCAAUAUGUGCCCAGGAAGUGAAGGCAAAAGGACGAUCGCAGGUGGUACAGGUGAUCGGCCACCUCAUAGACCCCAUGUUCUGGGGACCCUUGAUUCCACCUCUCGCAGUAGGAAGAGGAGGUCGUCUACUCCGAGCGCUGCUUUCACUAUUGCUACACCUUCUCUAGCACCUCCUCCCCCAUCUACUAUUGUUACACCUUUAGUGGCACCUUCUCCCACACCCAGUGCUGCCACCCCUCCUGUGGCAUUUGCUCCCGCAUCCAAUGCUGCCCCAUCUUCUUUGAUGCUUGCUCCUUCCGUACCUACUCUCCCACCCACUGUUGGCACACCUCUUGAGCCUGACCCGUUGACUCUUGCACCCCCACCCUCAAUGAUUCAUUCCUCACAGUUUGCCUGUUACCUACUUCAAAUAAAUUAUCAUGAGCAUGUACGAUGA
This is a messenger RNA of Phalaenopsis equestris, 753 nucleotides long. RefSeq names its product actin cytoskeleton-regulatory complex protein pan1-like. Lineage: Eukaryota; Viridiplantae; Streptophyta; Magnoliopsida; Asparagales; Orchidaceae. The record is from RefSeq and is a predicted model, not a curated record. The coding region runs from base 1 to 753 and encodes 250 amino acids. The transcript has 3 exons.